Melanotaenia boesemani (Boeseman's rainbowfish) is the source of this 1828-nucleotide messenger RNA. It is a transcript of the gene gcat, whose product is annotated as glycine C-acetyltransferase. Gene Ontology annotation, biological process: biosynthetic process; L-threonine catabolic process. Gene Ontology annotation, molecular function: glycine C-acetyltransferase activity; pyridoxal phosphate binding. The record is from RefSeq and is a predicted model, not a curated record. Lineage: Eukaryota; Metazoa; Chordata; Actinopteri; Atheriniformes; Melanotaeniidae. Bases 89 to 1372 code for a protein of 427 amino acids. The transcript has 9 exons.
UCUGAUACGUGACGCAACAAGUCUUCCUAUCCACUCGUGCAGUGUCACGUUUAGAAACCUUUUAUAAAUAAAAAAAUCAUUCCUUGACAUGUCUCUCGGAAAAGCUGCUCGAAGUUUGAUUAGACCGGUCCGAGGGGUCCUGGGGUCCCCAGAGUCGGCUCUGAAGCGGAGCUAUGCGGCGGUGGCUGAAGCCAAAGCGGUGCUGGAGCACGAGCUCGAUUCUAUUCGAGCUGCGGGGACGUGGAAAGCUGAGAGGAUCAUCACCUCCAAACAGGGUCCUCAAAUCAACGUGGACGGCAGUCGUGGCAGUAUAUUGAAUUUCUGUGCCAAUAAUUACCUUGGCCUCUCCAGUCAUCCAGAGGUGGUGCAGGCAGGAAUCGAUGCUCUGAAGUCACACGGUGCUGGAAUGAGCUCUGUCAGAUUCAUCUGUGGGACACAGGAUCUGCACAAAGAUCUGGAGCAGAAGCUUGCAGAGUUUCAUGCGAGAGAAGACUGCAUCCUCUAUGCCAGCUGUUUUGAUGCCAAUGCUGGAUUGUUUGAGGUUUUGCUGGGCCCAGACGAUGCAGUUUUGUCUGAUGAGCUCAACCACGCUUCUAUCAUUGAUGGGAUCCGACUGUGUCGAGCGAAGAGGCUGCGCUACAAACACAUGGACCUCAGCGAUCUGGAGAACAAGCUGAAAGAGGCUCAGUCAUCUCGUAUGCGUCUGAUAGUGACAGAUGGAGUCUUCUCCAUGGAUGGAGAUGUGGCCCCUCUAACAGGAAUUUGUGACCUGGCUGAACAGUACGGAGCCAUGGUGUUCAUAGACGAAUGCCACGCCACAGGAUUCCUGGGCCCUCGAGGCAGAGGAACAGAUGAGCUCCUCGGGGUGAUGGACAAAGUUCAUAUCGUGAACUCUACUCUGGGAAAAGCACUGGGGGGAGCAGCAGGUGGCUACACAGUUGGUCCCAAGCCUCUCAUUGACCUACUCAGACAACGCUCGCGGCCCUAUCUGUUCUCCAACGCCCUCCCUCCUCCCGUGGUGGGCUGUGCCAUCCGGGCUGUGCAGCUCCUGCUCGAAUCCAGUGAGAUCGCACAGAGCAUGACGUCCAAAACCAUGAGAUUCCGAAACAAGAUGAACCAGGCCGGCUUCACCAUCGCAGGCACAUCUCACCCCAUCUGUCCUGUGAUGCUCGGCGAUGCACGGUUGGCCUCUAUGAUGGCUGAUGACAUGCUGAAACUGGGAAUCUAUGUGAUUGGAUUCUCCUACCCGGUUGUACCAAAGGGCAAAGCCAGAAUCCGCGUUCAGAUUUCGGCUGCGCACACAGACGAAGACAUCGACCGCUGUGUGGAUGCUUUCAUUCAGACAGGCAGAAAGCAUGGAGUCAUUUCCUGAAAGGGUCAGAGGAGCAGGAAUAGGAAAGAUUCAGCAAACCGCUCGCCCUUACAGAUCAUGCUGCCUGUUACUGAAGACAUAUGAAUGAUGCCAACAGAAACUUUAGUUACAUUUGUUGAUCAGUGGUGCUGAAUGUUAAUUUGUGUUUACUUAGCAGAGUUAAAUGCUUUUGCUGAAGUUUAGAUGUUUGUGUUUGAAGAAAAAGGAGCUAACAAUUCUUCAUCUCCUGCACUUUCUAUCACGGGGAGAAAAUGUUUCUAUUCAAUCCAGAAAUGUGAUUUUGAAGAUUGUGCUCACCACGUCGGUGAGUUUAGUGUGGCUUCAAGUGAUUAAUGGUUGGAUUAUCAGCAUUUAUUAAGGCAAACAUUAAACUUUCAAAUCAAGAUCAGACAAGAUCAAAAGCUGUUUUUCUUUCAAAUGAGAUUUUUAAAAGGUGAAUAAAAGUGUUUUUUUCUC